AUGCAAACUCAUUCAAGAAACGAAAAAGAAUCUGUAUUCAAGUUCAAUGAGAUAAUGAAACAGUUUCAACUCGACAAGUCUUAUUCUCCAAUUUAUUUGUACCAGAAAGAGGAAACAAAUGACACGACUCCAUCCUUAUCUUGUGAUUUAGGUCCUACAUUUCCAGCAAACAAGUAUGAUGAAUAUUAUGAAUUUAUCACCUUAAGGGGUAUUGUACAUCCAUUGUUGGCAUUAAUAGAAGCACCUGGAACUGGAAAAACUCACUUUGCGUAUCAUUUAAUUUCGAAAGGAUAUACUGUGUUAAUGAUACCUCCAUCUCACAAAUCUAUCUUAUUGAACUCAAUGCAAACAGUAUUUAACGAUCCAAAAACCAGUUCUAGUUUGGGAGGGUCAUUAGAUUGGGAAAUAUCUCAUUUCAUCCGUUCAUACAUGAUUGUGGCAGAUAUUAUUAUUCGUAAUAUGGCUAAAUUGGAAACUAAGGAUAGCAUUGAAAAGACUAAUCUGUAUUUGUUUAAAUACAUCUUGAAUGGAGGUUUCAAAAUGGUAGAAGAGGCUUUUAGAAAUAGAUAUCUCCAAUUAAGGUAUGAAAUGUUUUCAUACCACUUUACAACACCACUGUCAAUACUUGAUGCCAAACAAGUGACAAAUUUUUUAGACAUGUUUAUUGAUACGAGUAGAAAAGGUCACAAGAAUCCAGAUCUUUGGAAGCUUGUUGCAACAUUUUUACAAGGUCCAAUUGGACGAUGUGAGGAAUUUCUUCAACAAUUAUAUCUAGAGUUGCAGAAACCUUCAACACCUAGAUCUUUUACAGAGUUGAUAUAUUCAAAUCUUUGCACUCUCGUUUUUAACAGAAGUCAGAAAAGUUAUAGACAAGAAAAAAUUGACACACCUUUAUACAAGAGUUUGUUUUACAGAUUGGCCUUGCUUGGAGAGGCAAAUUUUGCUUUGGUUGAAUCAAUUGUAUCAUGUUUUGACGAGGAAAACGCUUCCAAGCUCUUGUUAAAACAUGGAUUGAGUUUCACUUAUGAUGAUACUAACAAGAUAUAUAAGAUUGUCAGUCCAAUAGAAAGGAUGAGAUUAUUGAAGACUCUUCAACAAGAGGGAUCGAACAGUGAUUUGUUUUUAAAUGCUCACAAGCAAUUGAAUCAAAUUCAUGAUGUUUCACCUCUCUCUGAAGUUGCUGCUGUAUAUUUUGUUUUGAACCAUUUUGAAUUCUUUAAACAACAAUUCCCAGGGACUUAUUUGCAAAACUAUGAUUUGCCAGCAAAGUAUUAUGUUGAAGAUUCAGAAAUUUCCCAAAUUUCAUCACUCCUCAUUAACACAAUACACUGCAAUAUGAAAGAAUUUCAAACAGACCAUUAUCCUUUAACUGGAAAUAAUGACCUUUUACCACAAUUUCUAGUCCGUUCAUACCUUAAUGCAGGACCUGAUGUGUUGGGAAUGUUAAUACGUUCUUCAAAUAUUGACUAUGGUACAUUUCCUUUAUGCAUUCCAAUUGUUGCAGCAGUAACAAGGAAAACAGGAGACGAUACACAAUUCAAGAAGAACUAUGCGACAACUGAUCUUUCUAAUUUGAAUGAUAAAAAUUUGGCAACGAGUAGCUCCCCAUCAACGAAUGACCUUGCCCUGAAUGAAAGAAAUUCCUUGAACUCAGCUAUUACUGAUAUUAUGAAAGCAGGAAACAUGUUGAGAAUAUUAUUUCAUCCAAAUGAAACUUUUGACACUCCUCUCAGUGAAAGGAUUCCACAAUACGAUCAUGAGGAUGCACCGCAAAUAGUUUUCUCUGAUCAUGCAGUCCUCACCAAGAAGGGACAUUGCAUUUAUGAAAUUUCGAAAAACAAUUCAGAAUGGAAAAAUUAUCUCCACAACAAUAACUUGUCUGUUGUUGGUGAUAUGUUUAAUGAUCAAUAA
Molecule: messenger RNA, 1911 nt
Organism: Naegleria fowleri
Lineage: Eukaryota; Heterolobosea; Eutetramitea; Acrasida; Naegleriidae
Exons: 2
Coding region: 1-1911 (636 amino acids)
Source: RefSeq, a predicted model, not a curated record